GAACCAAAUGGAAUUUCAUAAAAUAAUAGUAUUUAUUGCAUUCUUGUUAUCAACCCUAAUAAUCACCGGAGUGUUUGCCGAUUGCACUUGUGAACCAGAAGAAACCAAUGGCGACAAAAGCAAAGCCCUCAGGUACAAACUGAUAGCACUUGCUUCCAUUCUCACCGCCGGCUGUAUAGGCAUUUCUCUUCCCUUCGCCGGCAAGUUUUUUCCGGCUUUACGUCCUGAGAAAGAUGGUUUCUUUCUGGUGAAAGCAUUCGCCGCCGGUGUCAUAUUGGCUACCGGUUUUAUUCAUAUACUUCCGCAUGCGUUUGAGAGCUUGACUUCACCGUGUUUGAAAAAACACCCUUGGUCGGAUUUUCCGUUCACUGGGUUUGUGGCAAUGGUAGCCACCAUUGCAACACUGUUGUUUGAGACUUCGGCGGCGGCGUACCAAGUUAGGGCUCAGACGGCUGCGGUGGCGAAAGUUGUGGGAGAUGGUGGAGAUGAAGAAGUGAAUGGUGCGCAUGUGGAUGAUGACAUGCUUGCAAGCCAUGGCCAUGUUCAUGGAUCGAUGUUGUCGACGAGUGAUGAUUCCGAAGUUAAGCGUUAUAGGAUUGUUUCUCAGGUGUUGGAGCUCGGAAUCAUCAUUCAUUCCAUAGUUAUAGGAUUAUCUUUGGGUGCUUCUAAAAACCUAAAAACCAUAAAACCGCUUCUUGCCGCGUUGUCCUUCCACCAAUUCUUUGAAGGAGUAGGUCUUGGUGGAUGCUUAUUUCAGGCAAAAAUUAAGUCAUUGGCUACCACAGUUAUGGCAGUGUGUUUUGCCCUUACGACUCCAAGUGGAAUUGUGAUGGGAAUAUUGGUAAGCAACACGUAUAACGAAAACAGUGCCACUGCUCUUAUCGUGGAAGGCGUAUUAAUGGCAGCAGCGGCCGGAAUCUUAAUCUACAUGGCACUUGUUGACCUUCUUUCACCCGAUUUUAAGAAUCAUAAGAUGCAAAACAACAAGAUCCUUCUAUUUGGUUCCUAUAUUUCUCUUCUUCUUGGUGCAGGACUUAUGUCUCUGCUAGCCAAAUGGGCAUAAACAAUGUAUAUAAUUUAUAUAACAUGGUAAUUUGGAAUAGUUAUUUCAUAUUUGAUACUUAUAUGAUG
Molecule: messenger RNA, 1131 nt
Organism: Lactuca virosa
Lineage: Eukaryota; Viridiplantae; Streptophyta; Magnoliopsida; Asterales; Asteraceae
Source: the annotation of a GenBank genome assembly